This is a messenger RNA of Bombus pyrosoma, 6118 nucleotides long. RefSeq names its product synaptosomal-associated protein 25 (gene Snap25). Bases 315 to 959 code for a protein of 214 amino acids. Gene Ontology annotation, molecular function: SNAP receptor activity; syntaxin binding. Gene Ontology annotation, cellular component: SNARE complex; plasma membrane. Lineage: Eukaryota; Metazoa; Arthropoda; Insecta; Hymenoptera; Apidae. The transcript is spliced from 7 exons. The record is from RefSeq and is a predicted model, not a curated record. Gene Ontology annotation, biological process: exocytosis; synaptic vesicle priming; synaptic vesicle fusion to presynaptic active zone membrane.
UCAGUAGCUGAUUGUGAGUACUAAUCUUUCAGUCGGAGAGGACGUAGCUUCGUGAAUUUUUCUCAGGAUUCUACCGGUUUUUUUACACUUUUAUAGAAAAAAGUGUCAGUGAUCAUCAGGAAAUUUUGUAUUCCCGAUUCUUCUUCAAACAAGCCAAUUGUAGAGUUCACUACCGGCGGAAACACCCAUCGAAGACAACUUUAUUGACGAGUACGAACGUUCCAGUCCACAGACAAGGAGCUGCGCGGGUUACACAGCGAGCCAAGAGGAAGUGCGAUCGUAGAAGAUAGUUAAAUCGUCAGGCACCCGACAAGAUGCCUGCUCCGGCACCAACACAGGGUACGGUGGAGGGCGGCCCACCUCGCACCGAAUUGCAGGAAUUACAAUUAAAGGCCGAUCAAACUACAGAUGAGUCCUUGGAAAGUACGAGGCGUAUGCUGGCACUAUGCGAGGAGAGCCACGAGGUCGGGAUGAAAACCCUCGUAAUGCUGGACGAGCAAGGCGAGCAACUGGACAGAAUCGAGGAGGGUAUGGACCAAAUCAACGCCGACAUGCGCGAGGCCGAGAAAAAUCUCACUGGAAUGGAAAAGUGCUGCGGUCUCUGCGUUCUCCCAUGCAACAAAGGCGCCAGCUUCAAGGAAGAUGAAGGCACGUGGAAGGGAAAUGAUGACGGCAAGGUGGUUAACAACCAGCCACAACGGGUGAUGGACGAUCGCAAUGGACUCGGUCCUCAAGGCGGCUACAUCGCCAAGAUUACAAACGAUGCCCGUGAAGGAGAGAUGGAAGAGAAUAUGGGUCAGGUGAACACAAUGAUCGGUAAUUUGAGAAACAUGGCGAUCGACAUGGGCAGCGAACUGGAGAAUCAGAAUCGGCAAAUCGACAGGAUUAAUCGCAAGGGCGAAUCGAACGAGACGAGGAUAAAGGUGGCCAACGAGCGAGCUCAUCAGCUACUCAAGUAAGGCCACUCUCGACCACCUGCACCCCGUCGGCCACCAACAGCAACAAAUAUUACCAUCACCACUAUCACAACCACAACUACACUAUUAUUGACAACAACAACAACAACAAUAACACUAGCAACUACUACAACAAAAGACCAGGGCUAUCAGCUACAGAUACACACGAUCAGUUGUUACUCUCAGUUAAUCGUGUUCAUGUACUUGCAAUUUAUUUAUUACGAUUUACUUAUACCUCGAAUCACCGUGGACCUUUAUUACAAACGAGUUGACAAAUAGACGAUCGAAAGAACGAAAUACAACUUCUAUAUUACAUGUUCUUUUUUCCGUCCUACGUUCGAAUCUUUUUCGUUCUUCGUUCUGUUCGAUUUAUAGUGUAUAUUUGUAGACAGUAAACGCGUGCGUUAUAGGAAACGCCCAAGAGAGAAUCGUUCUCAUCGGUUUUCGUACGUAUUUACUCGCAGUUAGUCUAUUUAUUGUUGUUCGUGCAACGCGUCAAAAGAGUUACUGCGUUCUGGGAAAUAAAUUGUACCAUCUUACCCUGUUGUGCACUUUAUUUUUGGCGAACGUUAGAAGUAAAUUCUAUUUGAAUAUAUUACUUGUAUCUUUAUUGCCGUCGUUAGUAUAUCAUCCAAGUAGCUCCAUUCUCUAGCGAUUAUACCUUUUUUUUUUUUAUUGUGAAUCUUCGAUUCCUCCUUUCGGUCCGUUUUACGUUCACAACUAUCUUCGAAUGGUCCUUCAGCGAAUCUGCUCGGGCGUACUUACGAACAUCAUCUUUAACCCUUAAGAGAGCAAAUUUUCAUCUUUAAGAUAUAGAAAUAUUUAGGAGGAAAGUAGAAGAGAAAAAAAAAACUUAGUUUAUUUACGAAUAAUGUUUACAUGUAACGAAGAUGUCGACGCAACGUCGUCAAGUCAAUUCAGUGAUCCGAUAGAGUUUUUUAAAAGACGAGCCAGAUGUUUACAAGGGAAAAGAUAAGAAAGGGAGAAAGUAGAGAGCAAAUGAUGAAAAAGAGGAUACAAAAGUGUAAAGAUUUUUUCGUCUUAAUUGCACGUUUAUCCAAGUUCUUCCUCUCGUGAUAUAGCGUUUACACUUUUAACGAUUUAUCUAAAAAGUUUCUAAAAUAAGAGGAGUUAUUAACAGAGAAAAUACAAAAAUAAGAAUACAGAAUACAACAAAUACUAGAGAUCCAUUAGUUAAAAAAAAAAAAAAAACGAAUCGCAAGUAUCGCGCGCCUGUUUAAGGGUUAAAGAUUACCCACAGUUAACGAAAAUAAAAGCAUAUACACAGGAAACGACAAUGUCAGUUGGACGGGAGCGCACACACGCUGUAGUUCUCUGCAUCGUUACACACACACACACACGCGUGCAAAAUCCAAACGAACCUGUAUACAUACAUACAUACACAUAUAUAGGUACAUAUACAUGUAGCUAUGUUCAGGUAUACAGAGAGAAAUCUGGAAUACAGCCAUAUACAGCGAACAAUACAAAAGAGAAAAGGGAGAGUAGUAUAGAUCGCACAGCGUGUGGGAGUGCACAUGUGAACGAUACAUACGCACAGCGAGCCCUCUUUAGGUAAUACAUACCAUGUAAUUUGUUAUCACGAUUAGCGUUACGACCAAAAUAUCCGUGUACAGUAGAUCGAUACGUAGGUAGACACCAGAGAUGCGUGUGUAUGUGUGUGUAUGUGCGUGUAUGUGUGUGUGUGUGUGUGUCAGAGCACACGCGCGUGUCGCGCGGUAAUUCCAAGCAGCAGUAGGUCGUAGCGAGCGUGCUGGCCGAGGAGCAGCCUCGAGAUAUAUAUGUAUGAUGUACGAGAUUACCAUGUUUGAAAACGCGAAUGUAUAUCGAAUGGAUCGAGGGAGCUUACCCGUAAAUGGCAAAUAAUAUUAGGUUCCUCCCGAAAGCGGUCGUUACUCGCUUACCUUUUUCUCGAUACAUACGCUCUACGUCGAACAUCGUGCGAUCAACGAAAUAUCUCGCUUCCCGAGAGAACACGAGAAACCGGAGGGGAUCACGACAGACGGGGCGAGGUAAAUAGCGGAGGAGGACGUUUAGCGCGGCAGCAAGUUGAUGUUUACGAAGAAGAAAAGGGAGCGGAGAGAGCGUAGUGGUUGCUCCCAUGUGUAGAGUAGGAGGAAGGGAGGAGAAAAAUAUGAGAGCAAAAUGAUGGAAAAGGUACAAGAGAGAAGGAGAGGCGGAGAUAAAAAUGGAAGAAGAAUUUGAUAAACCAAUGCAACGAAGAGGAUAUCGUAGCGAAAAAAGUCUAGAAGAAAGAGAGAGGGAAACGGAAUGAGAAAGCGAGAGGGGAGAAAAGAAAGGAAGGAGGUGUUAAAUGUGUAGAUAGAAUUUUGUUCAUCGUUUUAUCUGUCGACUCACCAUAGAGCGUAGAUCGAUUCCGUUUCUUGCGGUCCCGCGCACGCUCAACGCGCCGGGUUUGUCACUGUAAGGUUUAACUCCAAGUGAAAGAAAUCACGAAUGCGAUAGAGAGAGCAAGAAGAAUACGACAAAAGAUUUAAACAAAGAUUGUACAUUAUUGUAUUUACACGAAGCGAAGUACCUCUACUUUGUACUAUAGCGAGCGAAAGAACGAAUGAACGAAUAAUCCAUUGUACGUCGUGUCACUACGGCGCCCUGGGAUUCUCCCGGUUACGUUUCUGUUUCGCGGUCUGCGAGUAUCCACAUUCCAGCAUUUAUCUCUUAUUCAGAAUCUUUAUCUUGUUGAACCGUGAUCGUUGUUUACGCGCAAUAAGUUUGCGAUCGUUCUGACAAUGAGUCGAUAUUUUUUCUUUCAUUUCUCUUUGCUAGAGGACUGCAAAUUUGCAAAUACAUAGAAGUAGCGUAAUACUAUAUAAUAAUUUGUAACUUGAAAUAGAGAUAGACAUGACGUGAUUACCGCGGAUUAGAUCCAACGCUGCAGACAAGGGAUGUUUCUCGAAGCAGCUGUCAGCCUUAACAGUAUUCGCAUCUUUACACUUACCUCUUUAGCUUUAAGAGAAUGCAUAGAGACAGAGAGCAGAGAUGCUGUCAGCGCUGACGUGAUCCCUCAAACCCAGUAGCAUCAAAAUUAGUCCGUAGAAAAGAGAGAACGAGCGAGAGAGAGAGAGAGAGAGAGGAAAAAGGUGAACAAACAAUAAGUAUGAGAAGAUUUUGUCGCGUAGAGAUUUCUUUUAUGUAGACCACAUUUGGCAAAGAGAAAAAGAAAAUACGUGUACACCGCAUUUAGCAUAUCGUCGAUAAGCAUGAGAUGAUUUCGAUACACGUAUUACUUAUUAUAUAUUCAUGUAAACUUUAUUUUGGAUUUAACGAAUUAACCAUAUAUAUAUAUAUAAUGAUAUUGUAUAAAUAUUGUAAAGGGUAUCGCCCUCGAGUCGCGCGUUGUAUUAAGAAUGGAGCACAAAAAGAAGGAAGGGGAUAUAUUACGAGUAGUUCCUUUCGAUUUCGCUUGUUUGUUUGCUUUUCUCAUUAACAUAGUAAUGCAGUUAUGAUCGGUGGCUUGCAAAAAUUCUUGGACGCUUCGCCGGACGAACGUACUAAGAGGAAUAAAAGAGAGAAUGUUAAGGGAAAUUUGGUGAACGAAGGAACAGAGCAAAUGGAUGUAUGAGAGGGAGAGAGAGGAAGUAAUAUUAGAGAGCAAGUGCGUGAUAUUUGACGAUGAUAAUGAUUGUGAUUGUUACUCGAGAUCGUUAGGCCUAUCGUAAUUAUUUACUUUGUCAGAGGAAAGAUAUACGAAUGAUUAUAAACAGGUAUAUAUAUAUAUAAAGAUUCUAUAUAUAUAUAUAUAAAUAUGAUACAAACAUAUUACAUGCAUAUAUUUACGGAACGAGCGCGGUGAGCCCCCUUCUUAUGUAGACUUCUAAAAUAGGGAAAAAAAAAAACGAAAAAAAGGGAGGAAAAAGAGAGCGAAAGAAUCUACUUUAUUUGCGAGCGGAUAAUGUUGUUAUAUUAUCAUAAAUAUUAUAUAUAUAUUAUACAAUACGGAAUCGAGCAAUAUUGUAUUGUUACUUCGUCGUUAACAUUUAUCACCGCCUAUUCGAAGAAUUAUAUUAUGUACCUAUUUUACAAAAUAAUCCCUCGUAUCUGAAACGAGUAACUCAUAUCGAACCUGUUAUAGGUCUAUGUGGUACGCGUAAUUUUAAAUAUUCACAGAAUUGUAUAGAACACGCAGAUUUAAGUAGAUAGACGCGUAGAUAGGUCAAAAUAGACGAAGUAGCCUGCGGAAAAGGGAAAUGGUUUACGGUGUGAAUGAGAGAUCGAGUGAACGAGAUGAAAUUAUAAACCGAUUAAUCGAACAGCAGUUUUCUUAUAAAAUGGAAAACUGUGAGAGCAGCGACCACAGAACAAAAAAAAAAAAAAGAAGAAAAGACGGAGAGAGGCGAAAGCUCGCGAAAGAUCGUGUGCAACCGACUCGAAGAUUCGCUGUUGAUGUAUUGUUCUAUUUGGUUGAUGUAUUCGUAAAGUAUACGGUGGUUGCGUGCAAUUUUUCUCGAGUCGAUCUUUAAGAAGUUUCGUGCGAAACUCGUCGUUCGAAAUUUAUCUUUCGACUGUCUCCUGACGAAGUUAUUGCGGUAUAGAGCGGUAUUAUAAAGCGAGACGAUGAGAACUGCGUGCACCGACGUCUAACGUUUGCAAUAACAAGAGUACGAUCGCGAUUAUUAACACAAAUUGGGACCACCGUGCAAAAGUGCAAGGUGCCGAGACGAAAACGACUACGGCGCGACGAGUACCACAAAGCUCGACGCUGUUAAUUUCUUUUGUUUUUCGACUACGACGAACGUCGAACACCUCGUCGUUGCCGGCCGCUUUCCGAUUCUUCGAAGCGACGAUAAAAACGAGACGAGAAAUCGCGAAUAUUCAGUAGAGUAAACCACGAAGCCUGACAAAGAAGUUAGAACAAACUUAAAAAAGAAAAAAUAUUGAAAAAUAAUGAAAAAGAAAAAAAAAGAAAAAACAUAAGGAUGGUGAAAGAUAGAGGGAAAGUACGCGAACAUUGUAAAGUAUUUGGUAAACAGACAAAUUGAUGAAAAAAUCAGCUUUUCUCUUUUUAGUACUGAUGUAUUGUCGCUAGAUGUAUUACAGAGACGUAAGAAGUAUUCUUCGGCAGUACUAUUAUAACAAAUGCCUAUGUAUUUUACUUCUCGGCAAAUAAACCAUCAAGUAUUGUA